AUGGGCCUUCCUACUUCCCAGUCUUCUUACGAUGAUCCAAGAUUCAAGAGAGUUUACAAUUUCAUCUACUCGAACGGCUACUAUAUUCCUCUCCUAUCACUUCGACUCCAUCCCAACAACGACUUCUCCUCCUCCCUUUUCGACGACCAAGGUCACUUCCUCGCCAACGAAUUCGCCUGCAAGCUCCAGCGUCAUCUCUUCGUCUUUGGCUGGAAAAUAGCAUUCCGUUUCGGCCAUCAACUGCUCGCGAACCUCCAACAGCUCCAGAAGCUCGGAUUCUACGUCGAUUACCCGGUCGCCUUCAAUCUUCGACUUCACACGCCCUCGGGCUACCUACGCAACCGUCUCAUCGAGAUCAUUGCGAACGCGCACCGCGUAGCCGAUACACAACCGAAAAGAAAGGAGCGCCGCUCUUAA
Molecule: messenger RNA, 417 nt
Organism: Colletotrichum paranaense
Lineage: Eukaryota; Fungi; Ascomycota; Sordariomycetes; Glomerellales; Glomerellaceae
Exons: 2
Coding region: 1-417 (138 amino acids)
Source: RefSeq, a predicted model, not a curated record